AUGGCAUCUGUUGCUUUCGAGCACCCUGGCAGUUCACGCUUUCAACCACAAACCCCACAAACUACAUUAGCUGAAGAAAAUGAGACACAUAAAGUAGUAAAGGCAGAUGAGCCAGAUUUGGGGGUUUCCCAGGAAGAGCAAACCUCAGAAAAUCAGUUAACGUGUCAGGAAAAUGUCACUGGCGCCAAAACAUUGGACAAGGGAUACCUUGAGUAUGGAUGUGCCCAUUAUCGUCGGAGGUGCCACAUAAGGGCUCCUUGUUGCAGUGAGGUAUUCAGUUGCCGUCACUGCCAUAACGAGGCAAAGAAUAAUAUUCACAUUGAUCAAAAGCUCAGACAUGAUGUUCCCAGGCACUUGGUUGAGAAGGUCAUAUGCUCACUUUGUGACACUGAACAGGAGGUUCAACAAUUCUGCAAAAGUUGUGGUGUAUGCAUGGGAAGGUACUUCUGCGGAAUUUGCAAGCUGUUCGAUGAUGAUACAUCUAAACAGCAGUACCACUGUGAUGGCUGCGGCAUUUGCAGGAUUGGGGGCUCUGAUAACUUCUUUCACUGUUAUAAAUGUGGUUGCUGUUAUUCUGCGCUUUUGAAAAGCACACACCCAUGCGUGGAGAGGGCAAUGCACCAAGACUGUCCUGUUUGUUUCGAGUAUCUAUUCGAGUCGAGAAAUGAUGUCAUUGCUUUGCCGUGCGGCCACACUAUCCACAGGGUGUGCUUGGUGGAAAUGCAAGAACACUAUCAAUACGCUUGCCCUAUCUGCUCCAAGUCGGUGUGCGAUAUGUCCAAAGUGUGGGAAAAGUUUGACCAGGAGAUAGCGGCAACGCCAAUGCCUCCCGAUUGCGAAAACAAGAUGGUUUCGAUUCUUUGUAACGAUUGUGGAUGCAACUCGGAAGUGAAGUAUCAUGUGAUGGGACACAAGUGCCUCAACUGCAAAUCUUACAACACGCGCCAAACGUGA
This is a messenger RNA of Striga hermonthica, 954 nucleotides long. Lineage: Eukaryota; Viridiplantae; Streptophyta; Magnoliopsida; Lamiales; Orobanchaceae. The record is from the annotation of a GenBank genome assembly.